This is a messenger RNA of Equus caballus (horse), 6225 nucleotides long. The record is from RefSeq and is a predicted model, not a curated record. Lineage: Eukaryota; Metazoa; Chordata; Mammalia; Perissodactyla; Equidae.
AUAGAUUUGAAUCACGCUCCUUUCAGGGGCACAAAAGCCAACUCAAAUCUGAUUGCAGCAUCGUCAAUGAACUUAUUCCCUCCCCCGGAGGUGCCUCCUAAGACCAUGUUUUUCACCAUUUCUUUCCUUCUUUGAAAGCGAUUUCUUUGUCAGAAGCAUGUGCGGCCCUUCCCCUCCCUCUGCUCUUGACCCUGUGCAGCGAUUUGGCCACUCCUGGAGCCAGGCCGCGGGAGAGGCGGCCAUUCCUAGCCUCCCCGGACAAAGAGGGUUCCCUUGGCAACGGGAACCGUGUGGAGGUUCGAGAAAGGGUUUCCCUCCACCCCCCAGAUUCUCUUUCAACUCAAGAGCUUACCCUCCGUCUCUAAUGGAGUCGUCUCUAACCAGGACGCUACCCUUUAAAGACAGGCAUUUCGCUUGCAGCAAAAUGAGAGCUGUGUUGCAAUUUGUUGACAGAGAAGACAGGCAGCAUCAACCUACGAAAAGAAUAGGAAGGAGGUUUGCUUGCUUUGCGCAGAGGCUGAGCUACAGGAGAAAGCAAAGCCAAUGUGAUUUAUUGAAUGAAAGCACUGGACAAUUACCAACAACUUGUUCCUCUGCUGCCUCGAGCAACCUAAACUGGAACUGCUGUGUGAAAAUGACCCAACAAAUGCAGAAUUUACAUCUUUCUCAGUCAAAAAAACACAGCGCCCCAUCAUCUCCCAAUGCUGCCAAACGCCUGUACAGGAACCUCUCUGAGAAACUGAAGGGGAGCCACUCUUCGUUUGAUGAGGCCUAUUUUAGAACAAGAACUGACCGGCUGAGUCUCAGAAAGACCUCCGUGAACUUCCAGGGCAAUGAAGCCAUGUUUGAAGCAGUUGAACAGCAGGACAUGGACGCCGUGCAGAUCCUUCUGUACCAGUACACACCAGAAGAACUAGAUCUCAACACACCUAACAGUGAGGGGCUGACGCCCCUGGAUAUUGCCAUCAUGACCAACAAUGUACCCAUUGCUAGGAUUCUUUUGAGGACAGGAGCCCGAGAAAGUCCACACUUUGUCAGCCUAGAAAGCCGAGCGAUGCACCUCAACACACUGGUGCAGGAAGCCCAGGAGAGGGUGAGUGAACUGUCUGCUCAGGUGGAGAAUGAAGGAUUCAGUCUGGACAACACAGAGAAAGAGAAACAGCUGAAAGCUUGGGAGUGGAGGUAUCGACUCUACAAACGCAUGAAAACGGGCUUCGAACAUGCCAGAGCCCCCGAGGUGCCAACCAAUGCCUGUCUCAUGGUAACCAGCAGCACAUCACUCACUGUCAGCUUUCAAGAGCCUCUUAGUGUCAACGCAGCUGUAGUAACCAGAUAUAAAGUGGAAUGGAGCAUGUCUAAAGACUUUUGUCCUUCGGCUGGAGAAAUAAUCAUGGAAAACCUGCAGACCCUGAGAUGCACAAUCACAGGACUUAAAAUGGGCCAACAGUAUUUUGUCCAAGUCUCGGCUUAUAACAUGAAAGGAUGGGGACCUGCUCAGACCACGACGCCAGCAUGUGCCUCUCCUUCUAACUGGAAAGACUAUGACGACAGAGAGCCCAGACACAAGGGGCAGAGUGAAGUUUUGGAGGGUCUGCUGCAGCAGGUCCGAGCCCUUCGUCAGCAUUAUAGUUGCCGGGAAAGUUCAAAAUUACAAACCACGGGCCGCAAGCAGUCAGUCUCAAGGAGUCUGAAACACCUAUUCCAUUCCUCAAACAAGUUUGUGAAGACUUUAAAACGGGGACUCUACAUAGCUGUUAUAUUUUAUUACAAAGACAAUAUGCUAGUCACCAAUGAAGAUCAAAUACCGAUUGUUGAAAUAGAUGACUCUCACACCAGUUCCAUUACACAAGAUUUUCUAUGGUUCACGAAGCUGUCUUGUAUGUGGGAAGAUAUAAGGUGGUUGAGGCAAACUGUACCUAUCUCCAUGUCCUCAUCCACAGUACUGCAAACUCGGCAGAAGAUGCUUGCAGCAACAGCCCAGCUACAGAAUUUACUUGGAACACACAACCUGGGAAGAGUUUACUAUGAACCCAUUAAAGACCGGCAUGGAAACAUCCUCAUAGUCACCAUCAGAGAGGUGGAGAUGCUCUAUUCAUUUUUUAAUGGCAAAUGGAUGCAGAUUUCAAAGCUGCAAAGCCAGAGGAAAUCUCUGUCAACGCCAGAGGAGCCAACAGCCUUAGACAUUUUACUGAUAACCAUCCAGGAUAUUCUCUCCUAUCACAAAAGGAGUCAUCAGCGUCUCUCUCCUGGAUUAUAUCUGGGUUACCUAAAGCUCUGUAGCUCUGUGGAUCAGAUCAAAGUUCUCGUUACCCAAAAGUUGCCCAACAUUCUCUGCCAUGUGAAGAUCCGUGAAAAUAAUAACAUUUCCAAAGAGGAGUGGGAAUGGGUCCAAAAGAUUUCUGGCUCUGAAUCUAUGGAAAGUGUGGAUCAUACUUCUGACUGCCCCAUGCAAUUGUUCUUCUACGAGCUCCAGAUGGCAGUGAAAGCUCUCCUUAAGCAGAUCAAUAUACCUCUACACCAGGCAAGGAACUUCCGCCUCUACACACAGGAGGUGUUGGAAAUGGGUCACAAUGUGUCCUUUCUUCUCCUGCUCCCUGCCUCAGACGACGUCUGUACAGCCCCAGGACAGAAUAAUCCUUACACCCCACACUCAGGGUUUCUUAACCUCCCUCUUCAGAUGUUUGAACUUGGUAUAGUAGCUUGUUUCACCUAGAAAUAUUAACCCAGCCUCCUUAUAAUAAAAUCACAAAGUUAUAUCUGUUCCCCCUUGUCCCAGUGGAGGGUCAAUAAAUCACAUGAUGGCUUUGGCAACAACCCUUCCUAGAACUGUGUACAAGUCUGAGAGAAAGCAAAGCUCCAAGACUAUGUGCCUGAGCAAUAAUUAUUGAAACCUAGCUAAGGCCCAAUGGAAAGGAGGGAAUUCUAAACAGAAAGUUCAGUUAUCAGGCUGCAGUUCUUGCCUGCCCUUUGCUUUCUUAAAACAUAAAUACAAGAACUGAUGUUUUCAUGAAAAGCAUUGCCCCUUCUCUCUUUCUCUCUCUCUCGUUCUCUCUCUUUCCUCUAACUGGGAAAAAGAAAAAUACUGAAAUUAAAAUGUAGAAUGUGUAUCACUUUGAAGGGAAAAAAAGUCUAUAACUUUAUGUAGUGCUGCUUUAUUAAAUAGACUAUAUUAAAUAGACUCUAAAUUUCUAGCAGACCAUUUGAGAAAUGACAGCGUCUCCCAGGAUUGUGAUUAUAAUGUAGAUUCUGAAUGGUAGAAAAUCUAGUCCUGACUUUCAAAAAUGAAUAGCCUAGGCCCCAGUUUCUCUAUUUUUGCGGAGACCCCUGCUGCCCACUGGAAAUGCGAAUAGGAAGGCUUUGUCUCUUCCCCAUGCUUCAUCUUGUAACAGGGCAAUAAGAGGCAAUUAGCAAGAGUUCCGUCAGUUCAAAUGAAUUGUAGGAUUUACGGGAGGGUGAGUGACUGGGUGUGCAGAAUGAAGGCAGACUCUUUGGAUUGCUCCCCAGCCACCAGAUUUAGAAGCAGACAAGGCAACUGCCUGAUGUCUCAUUUUGAGACCUGGCCAUCUGAAUCUGAAUUUAUCCUUUGAGGUUAAAUGGAUUAAGCCUCUCAGUUCCCUUGCUCCAAGCAGUUCAGAUGUCCAAAAGCUAAUGAACAGCAAUUGUUAUUUUCCAGAGGAGGGAAACUUAGCUGAAUCAGACUUGUAGACUGGGACUUGAGAGUCCUAGGUCCCCUAUUGUGUGGUACUGGCAAUUACUUAACCUUUCUGCACAUUUUCUGUGUCAAAUGAUUAAUAGCAUUGGCCAUACCACCCCCAAGAGAUCUGGAUGUGAAUGUAACCAUUUAACGAGAUCCCCAUCCAAACAUUAUUAGUCCAUGCUUUAACUGCAUUGCUAAAUAUAUGAAAUUACAAAAUAUAGUUUGGGUCAAGGUAUUUCAAUUCAAGUCAAUAAGUAUACACUGGGUGCUUACUGUGGAGAUUCAGAGAUGAGUAAGACAAAGGCUCUGCGCUCAAGGGACUUUCAGUACAGUGAUAGGAGUAAAAUAAUAAUACAAAUUAUUAUUGAAUGACAUCAAAUGUGCCAAAAUCAUAUUAAAUGAUACUGAAAGAAGAAAAGAAAGCACAUGUUCUCAAAGAAGAUAUCACAAAGCUGCCUUGGAGGAGAGAAUAUUUGAUGUGAGACAGGAUGUUAACAAACAUGGAUGAUAAAGAAAACUUUCUUGUCGGGGGGAGCUGAAUUCGCAAAGACAUGAGAACAGAAGAACUCAGAAAGAGUCAGGAAAGAAACAAGUGGUCCAGUUUGGUUAGACCAAAGAAAUGAUGAGGAAAUAGUGGAUAUAAAGCUGUACACACUAGCUCUUGCCAUAUUGGCAGUACCUUAAGAGUUAGACUAAGGAAUCUAUUUAAGAGGGACUGGAAGCAGGAUUAGGGGGAUAGUUCAGAGGUUGUUAUAAUAGUCUAGCAUUAGGGUAGAAACAAAACAAAAGGAAACACAUACAGACGUAAGAAACAUUGGGAGCAAUUGACAAGAGUGGGCACCUGUUUGAAUGAGAAAAGGUGAAGUCUAGAGACUUCUAGAGUGCCCCCAUUGUUUUCAGCCUCAAAGACUGUGAAGAUGUUGCUGCCACUACCAAAAGUAAGGAAAUCAGAGAUGAAAAUGGUUUGGGGAAGAAAGUAAUGCUUUUAGCUCUGAAAAUCUUGAGUUUGAAGGUGCUGAUUCAACAUCCAAGUGGACAUGUCCAAGUGGCAGGAGAAAUGCAGGAGAGAAAGGUAUCAACACAGAAAUUUGGCUAGUGUCUACUUACAACAGCUGAAGCCAUGAAAGUGAAUGAUUUUCCACGGAUAGAUAAUUGACAGGGAAAAGAACUAAGGAAAACACUUCAUUGGAGAGCUAACCAGGAGUCCAUUCUGUGUGAAAUGGUCGUGAGUGUUCCAUGAUUACAGGCCAAAAUACAUGAAAUUCAUUUCCCCAUGCCUCAAUGGCCUUGGUGGGAAGAACCAAUGGUUUGGUAUCAAUCACAACAGUACCUGACUCCCAAGACCCUGGAGGACCAAGCCCUGCAAGUAUCCUCUCUAUCCUGCUUUCUGAGAGGCUCAUGUACUCUUCUGGAGCAGCCACACUUUGUCCUUCUGUUGUUACUCUCUAUUUUACAAUUUCUUCUCUGCAUUAAUUUGUUCAUAAUUCACCAAUAUUUAUUACGUAACCUACUAAGUGCCAGGCACUAUUCCAGGUACUGAAGAAUCAGCAAUGAACAAACUCCUCAUGGAACUUAAAUUCUAGCUGGGGAGACAAAUAGUAAACCAAUCAACAAACAAUAAUAUUGUAAACGCCAGACAGUAGUGAAGGCUAUGAAGAAAAAUAAAUCAAAGUAAGAGACUAGAGUGAAGUGACAGGAGCUACAAUUUUGGAGAGGAUGACCUGGGAAGUCUUCUCUGAAGAAGACAGAUUUGAGCAGAGACCUGAGAUUUCCACGCAAUGGGAACAGCAAGUGCAAAGGCCUCAAAGUAAGAGUGUGCAUAGCUAAGAGAUCAGCGUAGGUGGAGUGUAGUAAGCAAGAGCAACAAAGACAGGAAAUGAGAUCACAGAGUCAACAGGGGCCAGAUCAUGCAAGGCCGCAUAGCCAUGAUAAGGACUUUGGAUUUUACUUUAAGUGUAUUGGGAAUCCAAAGGAGAAUUCUGAGCAGUAGAAUAACAUACUAAAAGCUCUGAAAAAUCCAGUAGUACCCCCUCACAAAAAAAAAAUAAAAAAUAAAAAGCUUAACUUUGUUUAACCCAGCAUUUUCCAAGUUCAUUUGACAAUGACUGGAAUCAUUUUUGGCAUAGCACCUAUUAAAAACCCAUAGAAAACAUACUUUAAGAUAUGAUACCCAAGAAUAGUGCUUCUCAAACUUUAAUGUACAUAAGAAUCUCUUGGAGAGCUUAUUAAAAUAGAUGUCUGGAGCCACACCCCAGAAAUGCUGAGUCAGUAGAUCUGGGAAGGAGACUGGAGAAUUGCAUUUCUAACCACCUCUCAGCUGAUAAUGAUGCUGCCAAUCCAUAGAUCACACUUCAAGUAGUACUGCCUAGAACACAGAGAUAAAGAAAUUUUAGGAAAUUAUAGAACUAGAGAUGCAGUUAGCAUAGCACAGUGUAACAGAAUCCUACAGUGCCCAUCUUUUUGACCUGUCUUACUUCUUCUUAAUACUAAAAGCAAUAUAAGACCAUCAGAUACUAUCUUUCAUCUAU